Messenger RNA from Pygocentrus nattereri (red-bellied piranha), 2277 nucleotides. RefSeq names its product farnesyl-diphosphate farnesyltransferase 1 (gene fdft1). Gene Ontology annotation, cellular component: endoplasmic reticulum membrane. Gene Ontology annotation, molecular function: squalene synthase [NAD(P)H] activity. Bases 153 to 1403 code for a protein of 416 amino acids. The transcript has 8 exons. Lineage: Eukaryota; Metazoa; Chordata; Actinopteri; Characiformes; Serrasalmidae. The record is from RefSeq and is a predicted model, not a curated record. Gene Ontology annotation, biological process: farnesyl diphosphate metabolic process; cholesterol biosynthetic process.
GCAAAUGCAGACGGGAGGGAAUCCUGUUCUGCGAGCUGGUGAUAUGCUACUAGGAUGGAUAAAAAGACCGUGGGGUAAAACAUAGGCCACGUUUUUAGUGAACCAGCGCCGAGAUAAGCUUUUUCAUCGUAUGUAAAAGUAAGCACAACAAAAUGGAUAUUCUUAAGUCUUUAGGACAUCCGGAAGAAAUAUACAACCUGUUUAAAUUCAAAAUGGGAGGCUGUCGCGCUGUCAUGCCCAAAUUGGAUUAUGAGUCCAUGAGCGAGACUUUGCGGACAUGCUAUGUUUAUUUGAACCAGACCAGCCGAAGUUUCGCCGCUGUAAUCCAGGCCCUCGACGGAGAGUUACGUCAUGCUGUAUGUAUAUUCUACCUGGUUCUUCGGGCCCUGGACACAGUUGAAGACGACAUGACCAUUCCUUUGGAGAAGAAGGUUCCACUGCUGCAUGACUUCCACACGUUCCUCUAUGAGCCAGACUGGUGCUUCACAGAGAGCAAGGAGAAGGACCGACAAGUGCUAGAGGACUUUCCAUCGAUUUCAGUAGAAUUCAGGAACCUGGGCCAGGAAUAUCAGGAUGUGAUUUCAGAUAUUUGCCACAGAAUGGGGGUUGGGAUGGCAGAAUUCCUUGAGAAGAAAGUUGGCACAAUGCAGGAGUGGGAUAAGUACUGUCACUAUGUGGCUGGUCUGGUAGGCAUGGGUCUCUCGCAACUUUUCUCUGCAUCCCAGCUGGAGGACCCUGAGGUGGGCCGAGACACUGAGCUGGCCAACUCCAUGGGCCUUUUCUUACAGAAGACUAACAUCAUCAGAGACUACUUGGAGGACCAGCAGGAAGGCCGGGUGUUCUGGCCACAGGAGGCAUGGAGUCAGUUUGCCUCUCAUUUGCAAGACUUUGCCCAGCCGCAGAACCUGAGCUCAGCCCUGGCCUGCCUCAACCUGCUGGUGACUGAUGCCCUCCGCCAUGUUCCUGAUGUCAUUGCUUACCUGUCCCGGCUUCGCAACCAGAGCGUCUUCAACUUCUGUGCCAUCCCACAGGUCAUGGCAAUAGCAACUCUCUCAGCCUGCUACAACAAUCCGCAGGUGUUUCAGGGCGUGGUAAAAAUCAGGAAGGGACAGGCUGUCACUCUGAUGAUGGAGGCCACAAACAUGCAAGCCGUACAGAGCAUCAUUGCACAGUACACUCAAGAGAUUCUGCAGAAAGUCUCGCUGUCCGAUCCAUCGCGGGACAAAACACUGUGUAUCCUGGGUGUGAUCCAGGAAAAGACACUUUCUAAGACAGCACUGCCCUCCAGAGCCCACCACCUCUCUCCCUUCUACCUUUCUGCUGCCAUGCUCCUUGCUGCACUCAGCUGGCAGUAUCUCAGUGUCACCCAGUCCCCAGGCAGCACCGACAUGCAGGGCAGCUGAGUCUGUCCUUUUCUCCAAAGCACCCUUAGCCCUAAUGAGGCAUGUAAUCACAUAGAUUCUUGAAAGUAAGCUCCCCCAUCACCAUCCUGACCUGCUGCUCUGCAAUGACCUCUCAGCUAUAUCAGCCAUCAAAGACUCUAGGAAUGUUUAAAAUAUUUCUAGUCUUUCACUGGAAAAUGCAGUUGUUUGUAUUUGAUGCCAUUUGCAGCAUCCAGAUCUUUCAGUGAUGUAAUUCUGUUCUUUUGGAUUUUUCUGUUUGGAUUUUGGUUUUCAGACUAUUUAUAUCAAUUGACUUCACCUUAUUUACUGGUCUUUCUCAUUAGAAGCACACUUAAAAACAUAUUAUUGUUCUUUCAAAAAUGGUCCUGUAAUUUCUAAAUAUCAAAUCACAGUAGUUGUGACCAUAAAAGGUUCUGUUAUAUAAGCAGUGGACAGCAUGCAUGAGACAACCUUGUGCAGCCAUUGCUUUUAGCACUUUUAAAGUGACACCUUCGUGAGACGUGUGUGUUUCUGAAAAUCUUAUAUCAUUGAAUUUAUACACAGUCAUGUAUUCAUUUUCAAAACUUUUUGACAGUUUCAUAUUUUGGUUCAAGUUUUCAGAGUGAAUGUGUUUUUGUUUUUUUUUUUUUGUUUUUUUGAAACAACGUGGAAAUGUAGGUAACAGAAAACAAAGCGACCCAUUUUAGAUGUUAUAUGUCUGAGAUGGAUAGAUGGACUGCAGCAGUCUGCUGCAAAUUGUUUUAGCUGCAAAGCUAUGUAGAAAGCUUACUAGAAGUUUGUACCUAAGCAAAGGUAAAAUGGUAAUAACAUUGCUAUGUAAUGUGGGACUUUGAUUUGUACAUAUUUCAAAAGAAAAUAAAAGUGUAAAAGUGUA